Molecule: messenger RNA, 1329 nt
Organism: Lactuca virosa
Lineage: Eukaryota; Viridiplantae; Streptophyta; Magnoliopsida; Asterales; Asteraceae
Source: the annotation of a GenBank genome assembly
AUGAAGUCAUCUCAUCUUGAUAAUAUCCCAUCAACGCCUGGCAAAUUCAAGAUGGAAAAAUCCCAAUACAAUCAUAGAUUCAGAUGGCAUUAUUCGUAUCUAGCAAAGCUCACAUUUUGGAGUUUCGUUUUCUUGGGAUUAAUCUUCAUUUUCUUCUUCAAAUCACCGCCGUCAUCAUCACCGUACUCCUCCGCCGGAUCGAUCCCAUCAGAUCUCUCUCGCAGAUCUUUAAAAACCAAUUCUUGGGGUGGACCCAUUUGGGAAAAACGCGUCCGUUCAUCCGCCAAGAUCCGUUCCAAUACUGGGUUCUGCGUUUUAGUCACCGGAGCAGCCGGAUUCGUCGGAACCCAUGUCAGCGCCGCCUUGAAACGCCGUGGCGACGGUGUUUUAGGUCUUGAUAACUUCAACGACUAUUACGAUCCUUCCCUGAAAAGAGCUCGUCAAGCUUUACUAGAAAGAAGUGGGAUUUACAUCGUCGAAGGCGACAUUAACGACGUCGCAUUGCUCAAAAAACUCUUCGAGGUAAUCCCUUUUACUCAUGUCAUGCAUUUAGCUGCUCAAGCCGGCGUUCGAUACGCCAUGGAAAACCCAAGCUCUUACAUCCAUAGCAACAUCGCCGGACUUGUUAAUCUUCUUGAAGUCUGUAAAAACGCAAACCCACAACCCGCAAUUGUUUGGGCAUCAUCUAGUUCUGUUUACGGAUUGAACACAAAAGUACCGUUUUCAGAAAAAGAUCGAACCGAUCAACCGGCGAGCCUCUACGCCGCCACAAAAAAAGCCGGCGAAGAGAUUGCACAUACUUAUAACCACAUCUAUGGCCUCUCUCUAACUGGUUUACGAUUCUUUACUGUUUAUGGACCUUGGGGAAGACCAGAUAUGGCUUAUUUCUUCUUCACGAAAGACAUCUUGAAAGGAAAAUCGAUUCCCAUUUUCGAAUCUGUCAACCAUGGAACUGUUGCUCGUGAUUUCACAUACAUUGAUGAUAUCGUAAAGGGUUGUUUAGGUGCUUUAGAUACUGCUGAAAAGAGUACAGGAAGUGGUGGGAAGAAGAAAGGUCCUGCACAAUUGAGAGUUUUUAACUUAGGGAACACUUCACCUGUUCCUGUUUCAGAUCUCGUUUCUAUUUUGGAGAAGUUAUUGAAAGUGAAAGCAAAAAGAAGAGUUAUGAAGUUGCCAAGAAAUGGUGAUGUCCCAUUUACUCAUGCAAAUAUUAGUUUAGCUCAAAGGGAAUUUGGGUAUAAACCAACGACGGAUCUUCAAAUGGGUUUGAAGAAAUUUGUUCGAUGGUAUGUGAGUUAUUAUGGAUCUGGAAAGAAGAGUGAUCAUUGA